AGAACAGCUUUGCCACUAGCAACCACUUCAACACAAAUAUCUCAACCUCAAAUACCCACAACCGGUCUUCAAUAUGUGGAUGAUCAGUUGGUUCUGGGACGUCCUGUCAUCCCUUGGACUCCUCAAUAAGCACGCCAAGCUGCUGUUCCUGGGUCUUGACAAUGCCGGAAAGACGACCUUGUUGCACAUGUUGAAGAACGACCGUGUUGCGAUUCUUCAACCAACCUUACAUCCUACAUCCGAGGAGCUUGCCAUCGGCAAUGUCAAAUUCACAACAUUCGAUUUGGGCGGACAUCAACAAGCUCGCCGUCUAUGGAAAGAUUAUUUCCCAGAGGUCUCCGGUAUCGUAUUCCUCGUUGACGCCAAGGACCACGAGCGUCUCUCCGAGUCCAAGGCCGAGCUCGAUGCCCUCCUCUCCAUGGAGGAGCUCCAGAAGGUCCCAUUCGUUAUCCUAGGAAACAAGAUCGACCACCCAGACGCCGUUUCGGAGGAUGAGCUGAGGCAUCAACUUGGCCUCUACCAGACAACUGGCAAGGGCAAGGUGCCUCUUGAGGGGAUUAGGCCGAUCGAGGUGUUCAUGUGCUCUGUUGUCAUGAGACAGGGUUACGGAGAUGCGAUCAGAUGGUUGUCCCAGUACGUUUAGACGACACGAGCAUACCGACGAAGCGGAGGGGAGUUGGGAGAGCAGCGGGAGGAUACAGUUCGGACGAGUAUAUCAUAAGAAGAGGAGUUUUGCAAUGGAUUUUACCGGUCUACUCUUUUUCGGCGAUUAAUCCGAAUGCGUUUUAUGUGCCUACGUUUUUAAGAAUCACAAUGAAGCUUCAAUCCUAAAACUAAGCCCCUCAUGCGGCGUCGAUCCAACUGGCUCUGUAUACUUGUGCGCAUAGCCACCGAUAUCUUCCUUCUAAGGGGAAGCAGUUUAACACUACUCUUAUCAUCUGUGAGAAUUGCAGUUGAAAAUGCCUUUGGAUUAACGCAACAGUUAUAGACGUACGUAGGUUUUGAUAAAGAGCUACAGCUACAGUCGCAUCCUAUAGCAGCUCCUUCAAAGCUGCGAUACUAUUAACGAACUGUUAUACUUGUAUACGGGGUAACUUGAUUGGAACGAGGUUUCUGGUGCCUCCACCAACAGUAGAGGAAUACCUUCUUUGUACUAGCUAG
Molecule: messenger RNA, 1161 nt
Organism: Pseudogymnoascus destructans
Lineage: Eukaryota; Fungi; Ascomycota; Leotiomycetes; Thelebolales; Thelebolaceae
Gene: SAR1
Product: COPII coat GTPase
Exons: 6
Coding region: 74-643 (189 amino acids)
Biological process (GO): endoplasmic reticulum to Golgi vesicle-mediated transport; membrane organization; intracellular protein transport
Cellular component (GO): endoplasmic reticulum exit site; COPII vesicle coat
Molecular function (GO): GTPase activity; GTP binding
Source: RefSeq, a predicted model, not a curated record